This is a messenger RNA of Fundulus heteroclitus (mummichog), 6808 nucleotides long. It is a transcript of the gene bsk146, whose product is annotated as brain specific kinase 146. Gene Ontology annotation, molecular function: ATP binding; protein serine/threonine kinase activity. The transcript is spliced from 5 exons. Lineage: Eukaryota; Metazoa; Chordata; Actinopteri; Cyprinodontiformes; Fundulidae. The record is from RefSeq and is a predicted model, not a curated record. Gene Ontology annotation, biological process: peptidyl-threonine phosphorylation; peptidyl-serine phosphorylation. The coding region runs from base 389 to 1690 and encodes 433 amino acids.
CUGUGAUUGGCCGGAGCCUUGAGGAGGGGGGGAGGGCAUCCUUCGCCUCCUCUCCUCUCCUCUCCUCCCGUCCUGGAGAUCAGAGCGAUGCGGAGACAAUAGGACGCAGAGCCGCGGGGAGGGCAGCAGGAUGCUCGGAUCCACAUCCAGCAGCGACACACGGCUCCGCGGAGGCUUCUGGCAGGACGCGUCGGGCAGGCUCACCUCGCCGUAGCAUGCGCGCUCAUCCACCUGCGUGUUCAUAGUGUGCGUGGACAGGGUGGACACCGCAGCCUCCUUAUGGGAACCCAGUGAAGGUGAUACCAGCUGUUGGCUGCUCCGCCUCCCCUGCCUAAGAGUUCACUCACCGCUUCUUCACCCUAGUCCAUCGUUCGAAGCAGCCCCCACCAUGAGCUCCUCUCCACUGGUUUCCCGGGCUAACGUGGACAUCCUGGACGAGCUGCAGCUGAUCGCUGCGCAGAACCUAGACAGGCUGGAGGUCAACAAGUACUAUGAGGUGAUCAGGGAGCUGGGGAAGGGCACCUACGGCAAGGUGGACCUGGUCAUCCACAAGAUCAGAGGUACAAAAAUGGCACUAAAGUUUCUGAAGAAGAAGACGACCAAGCUGAAAUCUUUCCUCCGGGAGUACAGCAUCUCACUGUACCUGUCUCCCUGCCCCUUCAUCAUCAACAUGUACGGCAUCGCCUUCGAGACAGACGAGUACUACGUCUUUGCCCAGGAGUACGCCGUGGCAGGAGACCUCUUCGAUAUCAUUCCCCCACAGGUUGGUCUACCCGAGUCAGUGGCAAAGCGCUGUGUGCAUCAAGUGGCCAUUGCUCUGGAUUAUCUGCACUGUAAGAAGCUCGUCCACAGGGACAUCAAGCCUGAGAACAUUCUCAUUUUCGACAGAGAGUGUCGCAAAGUCAAGCUUUCUGACUUUGGCAUGACCCGUCGGGCUGGCUCGCCCGUAAAGAGAGUGAGUGGCACCAUUCCCUACACGGCCCCUGAGCUUUGUGACGCCUCCCGCCAGGAGGGCUUCUGUGUGGACUACAGCACUGAUGUCUGGGCCUUUGGCGUGCUGCUCUUCUGCAUGCUGACUGGCAACUUCCCCUGGGAGAAGGCACUUCCCACCGAUACCUUUUACCAAGAGUUCAUCCACUGGCAGAGGAGGAGGACGAACACGGUGCCAUCCCAGUGGAGGCGCUUCACCGAGCAGGCGCUGCGCAUGUUCCGCCGACUGCUCUCAGUCGAGCAGGACCGCCGCUGCUCCGUUAAGGAGGUGUUCGGGUACUUCAGCCACUCCUGGAUGCUGGAUGCGGAGCACGACACCAACGGCAAUGCAGCAGGUGGAGUUAGCGGGGAGAUGGUUGGCAGUGGAGGAGGAGGGGGGAGUGUGCGAGGAGAUAUGGAGGGUACCAUCUCAACCUCAUCGGGGGAAGAAGACGAAGAGCUCCUGGUGGAGAGGAUGAAGCAGCAGACACUGUCGCCUCGUUCGCCACUCUCACCUCUCUCUCCCAUGGCGGUGGAGAGGGGCAGCGGUGGGGGCGGGGCCAAGGGAACCAUGAUGGAGCCAGGCGGGGGACAUCAUUUCGUGUCUGUCUCCACUAACAGCUCUGUGUCGUCCACCAACAGUUACGACCGAAUGCCACGAGAAAACGGUUCCCCCGGCGGCCGCUUGCUAGUGGCCACACCCAUUGAAAUCUGCGUGUGAGCAAAGGCUAACUUUGUGACAGACUGAACCCACACUUUCAUACCUCUCAAACUGCAAUAGUCGUGCAUGCAUCAAAAAAGGAGCAGCCUAAAAGUACUAAUGUAUCCUGUUUUCAACAUCUUCGGAGGCAAGAUCUUGACCGAGGGCAAACUUUCCGCAUAAGGAAAGAUUUUGGAUUGGAUGUCAGCAAAAGAGGCUUUGUUUACAAUUCAGUGACAUUUUGAAAUGCAUUUUGUGAGAAUAUUAAGAAAAAGUAGGAGACUCUGCAACUAAAACCAUCGGAAAAGAAAACCAAAAUGUAUUUUAUAGAGCAAUACUUGCAGCAAAAAUAUUAAAUGGAGAAGACUUUGAAAACUUUGACGAAGGAUUUGUUUCUAUGAUGAGGACUGAAACAGAGCUCGAAGAAACACCCUAGCUGACAGAGUGAGACGAGGUUGUAACAAAAAUGUGAAAGUGUGUUUGUGGGUUGUGUAUGAAUCUAAAAAAAAAGUGUAUUUAUUUUGCUUUGAGAUACAACUAAUUUAUUGAAUUGUAAAAGACGAAACAAUUUUUUCUACUUUCAUUGUUUUUGUUGUCUUUAUAUGGUAGCUCUCUUUGUUUUCUGUUUUAGCGAACACUGUAAAGGGACAUGCACUUCUGCUUCCCUGGGAAACGCUGACGGCUGGGUGAUGAGUCGGGGUAUAACGGUUUGUUCAGCUCACGAGACGACGCGACACGUGACACUUGGUUCGCGGCGAGUAGAUACUUGUUUCCACAAACUGUUUGGGGAAAAUCUUCCUUUAAGUGCAGAGUUAUUCAUUUAUAUAUGGUAGCCGAAUUUUGAAAGUCAAAUCUAAACAGAAAUUUUAGAUUUGAUCCAUUUUUUGCAUUUUUUAGAUAAAUAGCUAGAAACGAUCAAAUAUGCUUCCUUAAAAAAAGUGAAACACUAUUUAGUUUAGUGCUGAUAGGAAGCUUUGAAGCGGGAGCUAGCUUUAGCAUUGUUAGCUUGCCAUGAUUUAAAUUAUUUUUUUAGCAAUCCUUAGAAAUAAUUUGAACCUUUUUCAUUCUGUUAUAUUUUUGUUUCCUAAUGGUAAAUUACCAAAAUUACGUGCCAACAAAUAAUUCAAACGUCAUGGCUCCAGCAACCAAAUGCUAAUGCACGUAUCAGAGUGUUAUCAGUCAGCCCCGACUAUCGGUCUCUGUUGACUCCGAUGACGCAACACUUUUGUUUUCUUGCUUCGAAAAAAAAGCACUUUCAGAUGUAGCUUGAGGCACUUACCUUCAUAUCGUGGGCUUAAAUGUCUUUCACUCUACAGUCAGGCCAACACUGACAGAACUUACCCAGAUGUCCCAAAUGUACCCAAAUGUCAUCGCUUUUCCGUAUCGCGACAUUUCGUACCAGGAAAUUCUGUUAUACCCCUACGGAUGAGCAUACCGACAUUAAUCCUUGUACAUUAUGUGACCUGAUCAACAGAAUCCAGACAGAAGAAGCUGACACUAUUGGCCUGAUUUUUAACAAGAGAAAAGGCUUAUGAUCUUCUCUGUCUACUUUUAUAUUCACUCCUGAAAUUCUUUUCGUAUCGCUUUUAUCUUUGAAGCUUCACAGGAAAAAAAUCUGUCAGCAAAGCUUUCAUUUUUUUUCUGUUUGUUUUUUAUGUAUACUUUUACAGAACAUACUGUAAUUAUUUCCUUUGAAACUCCUAUCUAUAGAGUUAUUAAAGAAACAAUCCUAGCUCAAUUUGGAGAAAAGAAACAGAAAAGAAAAUAGCACCAGCUUUAUAAUUGCAUGACUCGCUCACACCUACAGUAAAAAAAAAAAAAUUACACAAGUUAAAAAAAAAACGUUUUGAAGAAAUAUGUGAUUAUUUUCGCAGUAGCACAAUUAGUUUUGACUCUGUGUGAAAUAUUUGUGUUAUCGUGUGAUCAUCUUGCCACUUUCAAGAACAGCUAAAAAAAAAGUAAUGAGCAUGAGGGCACUAGAGCGAGAGGCUGUAAUAAGGAACUUUACUGUCUUAUCUGAAGACUUAGCUUCUAAAUGGCCUUUGAUGAGACGUUCAGCUUUUGUAUUUUUAUCAGAUUCAGAAUGACGGCAAAAAAAAAGAAAAAAAGAAGAAGCAAACCAUUCCUGUUUGACCAAUAAUUUAAAAAAGGAUAUUUUUCAGAGCAUCAAAUCCUGUGAAGGAAUGGCUGUUGCUUUCCACACAUAAACCUGCAUGGACGUGUAUUUCCUAAAAAAAAAAAAAAAAAAGCUCUCUUGUGAAAACCAGCUCAGUGUUCCUUGAACCCCAAACCGUAGUAAGCUGUAGAUGUAGAGUAGCUGCCAGCAAUAUGUUUCUUUAUCUUGUGUCAGUAGCCUCAGCAUGGCUGAGGAACAGCUAGUCCCAGCUAUAGCCUGUACGUAGUGAGUUUUCAUCAUGUCCUCCCGCAUCAGUGGGGCACGUAUGCUAAGUGCAACAUCUUGUGACAAUCUCUGACCUCAUCAGCAGCCUUCUGACUCAGAACAAAGGACCGUCCUGGUACAGACACUGUAGCCCUGCUGUUUUCUCCAGCCGGCUGUAAGCGGCACGCCAAAUUCACAUGACCACACAAAACCGGUGCAUGAGCUCAUCGUGCCGUCAAAGCACCCUGUAGAUUAAGUGUGUGUAGACAUGUGUAAUAUUGUCUUUACUUUGCUGGGGCUCGUUUUGGAGAGUUUGAAAACUCAGGCAAACAAAAAAAGAUUAAAAAAAACCCCCCAGGAUAUCCCUAUUGAAUUAGAUGGGCGUUGUGCUUAUAGCAUCUGAGUGGCUCAUAUAGGCUGCUCGGUUUUGCGAAGCAGGCAUUUGAACCUUUUCUUUGAUUAAAGUACACAUGUGCCCAUUUCUGGUUUCCAGGCAUAAAAAGUAUUCAACAAGUUACUGUUUAAGAAUGUAAAAAAAAAAAAAAGUUUCAGAGCCAUGGGAGUUUUUCUCCAGCUGUGUCAAGCAUAGAUAGACCGUAUAGUGGUCCAGAAAAUAUUUCUGCGUAGUAAAAAUGCAAGAAAUCAUUGCGUUGGAAAUGAAUAAACAGUUAAACGUUAUGAUAUCAAGAGGGAAACGACAAAAGGCUCUAAUGCUCUGUGCAAUAACCAAUCAAAAGAUAUUACUAACUGUAAAUCGUCCAUACAAUAUUUUUCCUACAGUCUUUCAGUCCAAGCUAGAAUAACAAGAAAUAAAUGUUAUAGUAUUGUUCCAACAGUGAUAACUAAUAUAUUAUUUUGGCAGCAGCUGAAAUAAUUGCUGCUCUUCCCUUUUAGAUUUGUGUGAAAAUAUCGCGGUACUUUUACUAAAGGCCAGAACACACCCCAGGAACCAAGAAAUUUGUUCUCUCACUCGGGGCUGCAAGAAAACAGUUCUCAGCCGGUUUCAGAGUUCUCACAGCACAUCUGAGGAGACCUUUACUCUGGUCAGGUGUCCUACAUAUGAGGUCCUCAGGACAUUUGAAAUGUCCUGGCUAGGAAACACUAUGUUCUUGUUUGUGGACCUCAUGUGAAAGAACCAGUUACUCAGAUCUUCUGGACUAAAUACAGGCUUUGAAGAUGAUCACUCCAUGAGAACGUCAUGUUGACCCAUGCUCUGAGUAAACUGGACACCUGUCUUCCUUCUGAUAUUAAUGAAAGUCCCAUUGUGUUCUGUUGGGCUGUCAGGUUUGCCCGUUCUACCGACACAAAGUUUUCAAAACAUUAACCACGUGUAGUGCCACAGUAGUUCAGUGGAAAGGAUGUAGCAAUACUCAGAUGGAGGGGAAGAAAACAGGAAAUCUGAGUUAUUUCAAAUGGCGGCGUUCGAUUAGCUUUAGCCGCCAAGAGAAGAAAAAGCACAAAAGUUUUAAAAUGGGUGAUUUGAAAAGUCAAACCAGUUGUACCAAUGGAAUAGUUUCUGGUGUUUUAGCUACUUUUCAAAAGAAUAAAGCAGGCUUGCGCUUUGUUGUUUUAAAUAGCAAGUUUCAGCUUUUUUCAAAAGUUGCUUCUCAGUUUUGGAUUCUACAAACAGUAAAAUGAUCAACUCAAAGACAUGAUGAGUAUGUAGUAAUUAUACCUGAGAUACAGAUCCACCUGAAAUAAUUCUUAAUAAAAAUCCUUGCUGGAUAAAUUCUGACAUUACUUAAUGUUUAGAAACAUUUUAGAGGAUGUUCAACUAUUAUGGCAACUGAGUGAAUAUGAACAUUAAUAUUAAUGGAGGUAUUUAACUGAAGAUUUUACCAGCGUUUGCAAACAUAAGACAUAUUCAGUUUUAGUGGCCACAAAAAUUUACCCAGCAAAACUUUUUAUUUUAAAUUUAACCUGUACGUUUCUCUUUUGUGUUAGUUGGUCACAUAGACAGCAUGUUUUCUGUUCAGAUGCUGAAUCGCUGAUGUGAAACCUUCUCCUCUUACACAGGCUUACCUUUUCGGCCUUGUGUUCUGGAUUUUUUUUUUUAAAAAAAGGUUGAGCAAAAAUAACGAGAAACCUUUAGAGACGCAGAGACAAAUGAGUAGUGCACAGCUGCUGAACUAGAUAAAAAAAAAAGAAAAAAGUUAUUUGAAUGACUUAACCCUAACUGUCCAUAUGUGGACAUCAAUAAUCCCAACAUGUCCGAAAGGCUGCUGCAGGUGGAAACAAAGAUUGUCUCCUUUGAGUCUGUUUUAUUGGUUCAGAAAACAUCCUAACGUUUUGGUAAUAAUGUGAUAUAAUUAAGGGAAUUAUACAACAGAGAUAAAACUGUUACCAGCUGCCAUUAUGGCAGUAAAACAAGAAUAUUUACUUGGAUACUUGUUUUCAGUCUUUACUUUCAAAUGAUCACCCUUACUCAUUUUCUUUGCAUCAAAUAGUGUUUUUUUUUGUGCUUUAGCCAAAAAUUGUGAUACACCUUUUUGAUUACUGAGGCGUUUAAAUGGCCAUUUAGCUGUUCUCAUUUCCUGGUGUCUGAGUCAGUGAUUGCUGCUUUGUCCUCUCAUCCAUAACGUGGUGUGUGUAAUGAAGUUCAACUGUCUGCUUGGUGACACGUUUUCCAGCAUCAUGAUUUUUAGAAGACGUUUAAUGAGUAGUUGGCCCACAGCGCUAGAACUCGUAUCCACUUCUGUCUUUGCAAAACAACUGUCUUCCUGUAAGCUGAGAUUUAGUCAAUAAAAUGAGAAUAUGUG